Messenger RNA from Cololabis saira (Pacific saury), 1552 nucleotides. It is a transcript of the gene cep44, whose product is annotated as centrosomal protein 44. The coding region runs from base 264 to 788 and encodes 174 amino acids. The transcript is spliced from 4 exons. The record is from RefSeq and is a predicted model, not a curated record. NCBI's taxonomy places the organism in Eukaryota, Metazoa, Chordata, Actinopteri, Beloniformes, Belonidae. Gene Ontology annotation, cellular component: centrosome; spindle pole.
GCUUCCGGCAGAAUCAAAUCGAAGGCGUCUAGGCUUCUAGCUUUUCUGGAACCCAGUGACUAAGUGGUAAUUAAUGAUUACAUCAAACACCAAACCGUAGAACCUUAGAUAAGUAUAUCUUUGAUUCUUUAAUGUCUGCCGCAUGUUUUCCAGUAGAGCUGUAGCUCACCGUUACAGUUGAAGCAUAGACAUUACCUCACGUGUUGUAACAUUAGUAAUGGACCUGGACAUUUAGACUUUUUUAAGCGUAUUUCUCCUCCUAAAUGUUAGAAAUGUUUUCUACUGGAGAUGUCCAAAGUUGUCUCCGUAAACUGGAGACCCACAUACGAAGGAUCAAGUACCCUGGAUACGUGGACUUUGCUGGGCUCUCCAAAGGAGAUCCCUCAGCCUUUCUUCCACUUGUGGGCUUCACCCUAACAUCUUUCUCUGAACCUUUUGCUGAGCAACUUAUGGCAGCUGGGCUGGAACUGACUGGAAAAACAGACCUACGAUUUACUGAUGCCUUUUACAAGGUUCUGCGGGACGUCUUCCACUACAAGCCCGUCCUCACCAAGCAGCAGUUCCUCCAGUGGGGCUUCGCUCAGAGAAAGAUUUCCUUCAUUUGUGACGUCAUUAACUUGGUCCUACAGAGACACAAUCAGCUAAAGAAGGUGUCCAGGAAGCCAGUUGUGAAGGGCAUAAAGCAGGAUUCAGCUUUUACUGCACGUUCCUCUCAUGCAGACGCCUUUUCCUCUCACAAUGUGACCAGUACUUCUUAUAAACAAAGUUAUUAUUCCAAUACUUCUUGAGAUGGGAUCAUAAAACCGCUGAAAGGAGAGAAGCACAAUGAUAACCUUUUGUGUGUAAGCGUCUAUGAAAGUAAAAUGAUUCACUGAAAGCUUGUUAUAGACACAAGUUGAAGAAAACUUUACAUCACAUCGCCCAUUUCAGAAUACAAUGAUUGCCUAUAUGAUGAUGAUUGAUUAUUAUUACUACUAUAACACCAUUUGUAAUGUUGUUAGACCUUUACAGUUCCUUGCAUUUGGGAAUAACAUCUGAAGUGUGGGUCUUUUAAUUGGUGGUUGAAUAUUUUAUGCGAUAUAAACGGCCCUUUUUGUUGUUCAAUCAUCUUGGCAUUGGAGUUCCGUCUGUUCCACCUGGUCUGUCUGGUCGUCUCAACACGCUGAAUAUUCUGGAGAAACAUCUGGAGGAAGUUCAGAAACAUAGAAAAGGUUUACAACAUAUCCUGUGCUUGCUUAAUAUAUUCUUCAAAUUCUUUUUUUUUAAAUGUAUUUAUUGUUUUACUAGCUAAGUUCCAAAAUCAAUAUAAUGAAAAAUGAGUUGUAUCUUAUUAACAGCGUAGUGCCACCUUAUGUGCUUUUAUUAUUAUAUGUUAUAGAAUGAUAGUUUAUAUAGUUAUCUCUGUCUCCAGGGAGAGUUCUGUUAUUAAACGCACGCUAGAACUGAGUAAUACACAAGUGAGAGAAGGAAUUAAAGAUGUGACAAUAAAAUGUAUCCAAAAUACACCAAAUAAAUGGCAGUUGAAGUGUGUUUAUAUUCAUGCACACAUACA